GGAAAUUCCGGAUGGCGUCGUAAGAGAUAUCGUGUUUCAUGGAAAAAGAAAAACAGGAUUUCGUGUUUGUUUUACUAUUGAUACAUUUUUAUUCCAUACGAGGAAUAUUAAUUCAAUAAUUGCAGUGUGCAAUAUGAACAGCAUUCCGACAAUUAGUUCCAAAAAACAAAAUUGACCACAAUUGUUUACUUUCAGUUGAAAAUAAGCAUGAUAAUUGAUAUUUGUAUCAAAGAGGAUAUUGUUAGUUCAAAAGAGUGAAACAUUCCUAUGCAUUUAAAAUAUAAUUGUGAUUAACCAAAGAUAACAAUAUUGUUGCCAUAACUGUGUGUUGAAAGUUAAAAGUUCUCUUAUUCCGUGGAUAAUAAAUAAUUUGUGCCUUGAAAAGGAAAUAAAAAAUAUCAUAGAUUUGUUUGGAUCCUUUUAAGGGGCUUUUGGCAGACCCAGGCUGUGAUGUAAUGAACAAGUACGAAAUUGUUGGAGUUGUAGGCGAAGGUGCCUAUGGAGUUGUCUUGAAAUGUAAACACAAAGAAUCAGGAGAAUUGGUGGCAGUGAAGAAAUUCAAGGAUGGGGAAGAAAAUGACGAUGUUCGCCGGACGACCCUGCGUGAACUCAAGAUGCUACGGUCGCUCAAGCAGGAGAACAUCGUCGAGCUGCGGGAAGCAUUCAGACGAAAGGGCAAGCUCUACCUCGUCUUUGAAUAUGUAGAACGGAAUAUGCUGGAGGUUUUAGAGGAGCUGCCUAAUGGAGUAGCCCCCGAGAAGGUCCGCAGCUACACCUACCAGCUGUGCAAGGCCAUACAUUGGUGCCACAGUAAUGACAUCAUACACAGAGACAUCAAGCCAGAGAACCUGUUGAUCAGUAGCAGUGGUCUGUUGAAGCUGUGUGACUUUGGGUUUGCCCGGACCAUUAGUGGCGGGGUAAAUGGCAUGUACACAGACUAUGUGGCAACUCGAUGGUACAGAUCUCCUGAACUGCUUCUUGGUGCUCCCUAUGGUAAGGCAGUUGACAUCUGGUCUAUUGGCUGUAUCCUGGGAGAGUUGGCAGACGGUCAGCCACUCUUCCCUGGGGAGAGCGAAAUAGACCAACUUUAUGUCAUCCAGAAGAUUGUAGGACAGCUUCCACCUGACCAGAUGAACAUGUUCUAUAAUAAUGCUCGCUUCUCUGGAUUGAAGUUCCCGUCUGUUUCCAGACCCCAAACAAUAGAGAAACGCUACCAAGGCAUUCUCAGUAGUGUUAUGAUCGACUUCAUUUUGCAAUCAUUGAGACUCGAGCCAUCGGAACGUUUCACGAUCGAGGAAUGCCUGAACCAUGUGUCGUUCCAGACAGAACGGCUCCUGAAUCGUUCCAGUCUCGUCCCCGUCAAGCACAUAGACACACACACCUCCAGCAAGAAACGCAAAAAUGACUACAGCGACCAUGUCAAUAGUGAAAACUUGAAGAAUUUAACAGUUCGCUCAGGGAAGCAAAAAGGUUUGUUACCAGACCCUAAAGAUGAAAAAAGUGAGGAGAAAAUGGACACGUCUGAAAGUGAAAAGGAAGUUGGUAACCCUACGUCACAAAGCAAAUACGUGAAACAGGCCAAAAAUGCCUCGUCCAAAGCAAAUGCUGAAAAACAGGCUUUAAACGCAAUACGUGAAAAGAUAGAACUUGAAAGGGUGCAGGAAGAAAAAGUAAUUGCAGAUGGUGAAGAAACAUCUCGGAAGGAACGGACUAGAACCCCUGCUAGAUCGGGGGGUAGACGAUCACAAAAAAGUGCAAAUCGUAACCAGCCCCAAGUAGAUAGUGUUAGUUAUAAUGAUGAUAAAGAGGAUUCACGGCAGGGAAAGUCAUAUGUAGACAUGUCAAGUCGACAGCCAAACAACCAGUUUAAUUCCAAUUUUCCAGAUUUUAGGUCUGGGAAACUGGUGGAAAAUAAGCAUGACUUACACAAUGGUGAUCCAAUGGAUACUGACCAUAAUGGUGAAAUAGAAGAGCAUGACACAGAAAUGGAUAUUAAUAACAUUCCUAGUGAGUCUAAAUACAUUAAGCGUAAGCAUAGUUCGAAAGCAGUGACAGACAAUAAACAAAAGUUGAAAUCUAAGUCACCCGAGCCAAUUGUGCUUACACCAAGGGAGGCACAGACAGCAAGAACCAGUACAUACACUGUAAACAUUGAGGCUCCUGAUAACCACGAACUGGAAAAUGGCCAUAGCAAACUGUCAGAUAGUCCUCCGGAGAGGAAAAAGUUUUUGGACAAGACAUUACAAGAGGAGUUACAGCGGAUCAAGUCAAGCACGAUGCGACAGAAGAAGAACCAAGAGCAGCCACUGCAGAAGCAGGAGGUCUCCUUCAUGAGGACGAUAACAGAUCGCCUCUCUGAUGCUAAGAACAUAUAUAUCCCAAGCAAAAGGAAGACCCGACUCCAAAGAUUACAGAAUACGGAGGGUGGAAACAGCAAGUAUGGACGGGACCGAGGGGAGCGGGACAAUUAUGGCACAUACAACAAUCCCGCCGGCAAGGACACCCGAGCUCGCAGCAGAAAUCAGUACUAUGCAGAAGGGCCAGGGUUUGGACGUGAAUCCAGCUUUUUCAAUUCUGAUGGCUCUCGGCGAAUGUCGGUGGACGACGGCAGAAAAAGUUCAUAUCGUUCCUCAUCCGUGUGUUCGUUCACAAAUAACACAGAAAGUCGUCAAGGGUCCGCAACCUCUACGGAGUCUGGAGAAGACUUGGGUUUCCACAGGGAGCACGGGAACAUCAAUGUCGGAGGUCCCCCUGUCCAGGCGAGGUCGCACACAAAGUACGUGAACGUUCAGCCAUACUACAACGACAAUGAUAUGUACCACGCACGACAGCAGAACAUGAGGCAUGAACCAUCAUGGCAACAGGAAAGAAAUUCAGACUGGCAUGCAUCAGGGACAAUGUAUCAGCUUGCUAAGAAGAAAAAGAAGAAAAAAAUUGUACAGAUAUUGAUGGAUCGAGACAAUGAGAAUCUUGGUCGAGGAACGCCGUCCCGACAUUUCAUGGCCCCGUCCCGUGGUUCCCGGCUGGACUUUGAUGGUGACGAUGAGUUGAUUGAUGGGCAGGUGUCAGCACGGGAACCACUCCAGAUGGACAACAGGGAGAAAACACAGUUUGCUAAACAAACCAUGGCACUCCGGAAAAUGGCACAGACACCUGUAGAUAAGUCUGCAAGGUUACAGCCUAUCAACAAGUACAGUAGCAGUCGAUCAGGGAGCCAGACUGGGCAUUACUUCGCACCAGAGACAAUUUGGCCGUAUGAUCGGCAUGGCAAGCCAGUUGACCAUGACACCCGACAUGCGGGAUCCAUUGGUGGUGCGGAUGUUCGUUCAGGGUGGAUAUCCCGACCCCAGUCAGUGCUAGGCGAUGAUAAUGAUGUGUUUAUGCACACGCCAAGGGAUCCAGAGUUGAAACCAAUAAAAAGUGGGAAGAGUCGGACUGGCUUCCACGAUGUGAGAGGAAUGAGAGACGGCAACACCUGAAGAAUUAUUUUAUUUAUUUAUUGUUUUAAUUCUUUUAAACUGCCUGUUUUUGAUACCUAUGGGAGCAAAGAUCCUGUAGGUAUAUGUGCAUAUUCUUAAAUAAAUAAUUUAUAAGUACGGUAUCAUGAAGCAUUUUCUGUGAUUCAAAAGUUUUAAAUUUAUAGAUUUAUUUCCAUAAAAUUAUUACCGGUAAUGUUUUUUGUUUAACAUAUUGUUCAAAGGUCAGCCAAAUCCUACAUUUGUAUGCAUAUAUCAGGCUGUUAUUCCAUUUUCAUUAUGUGUUCAAAUUUAAGCUAUUUCACAAUGUACAAUACCAUGUGAUCAGGUUUGAUCAUGUGAUCGAUUCAAGUCAUGUGACUGUGUCAUGUGACUGCAAAAAAGAUUGCCAAAGACAUUGAUAUAAAUUUAAACUUAAGAAUUUUGUCUGUCCUUCGCUUCCGGGGUUUCAUUAUGCAAAAAUGAGUGUUUGUGUUUUCGUGUAAUACUCCAUGUAUGGUGGUAGUGUUUUGUUUUCACCGGGAUCGUUUCUGUUUAAUGGUUCGUGAACAGAGUUGUAAUUGAAUAAGGAAACAAGAAGCAGUUUCAAGUAAAGGUCUUUCAUCCUAAUUUGUUUGUACUCUUGUUUUUUAAUUAAUGAGAAGGAAUUCCAUUUCUAUUUUUAAUGGUACACAAAUUUGCUCCUUUUUCUUCUUUAUGAAUAUUUUUAUAUUCUUUUAAAAUGAAUAUCAUGUUAUAGAAAGACUAAAUGCAACUUAUCUAGAUAUGAAAUGGUAAAAUCCUUGAAAUGGAUCAUGAUGUUGAUAUUGUAAUAUUGUAUACUUGUAAAUAUACAUGAAUACUUUAGUGAGUCUCUGAAAAAAAGCAUACAUCUUGCCUUGUUUUCGAAUGAUAUUGCUGAUACUUGUAACUUGAUGUAAAAUGUAGAAUUUUAGAGAAAAACAUGAUUAACUGUCUAGUAUAAACUAGAAAUACUCAAGUCAAUUAAAGUAUUAUGAUAUGAUUGUAUAACAGUCAAAUAGAAACAUCUAGGAUCAUAUGAUAGUGCAGAACACUUCAAAUAUGGGCAGAGAAGAUUUCCUCCAUUUGAUAAUUACACACAAGACAAUGAAAUUGAAGCACUUUAUUCUUUCUGUAACUUCCUUAAAAAUUUUGAACUUGGCCUCAAUAUCACUAAAAUAUUUAAGUUAUUUCCCAAUCUUAAUCUCAACCAAAAAAAAAUCGGAUAAAAAAAUGGAAAGAUUUUAAAAUUAUUUUUUACUUUUCUUAAAUGCACAUUCUCGUAUGUAAGUAUGUUAAUAAACAUGAAUGCCCACCUUUCUUAAGGACAUUAAUCCCAGAGCAAAAAAAAUAAAUAAAAGCCAUGACUCAAAAAUAAUAAAUUGGCCUCACUUGUUUUUUUUUCCAUAUUUUAUGGCUUUAUUUGGGUAUCAUAAACUUACUUUCGCUUUAGAGGACUGAUAAAUACUAAUACAUAAAAAGAUUUGAACCAACCACUGUAGAAUACUUUCCAUUAUAUUCAAGAUUUGAAUUAUUUUCUUUAAUAAUGGAGACAUAACAUAAAUAUUUUUGUUAUAUUAGGGCCUGAAAACUUUCACCUUAAAAAGCUAAGUUUAGUAAUCUUUAAAUCAUGAGUCUACUAUUCAGUUGAAUUUUGCGAAGGGCAUGCUUUUGAGAUUAAUUUAAAGUACAAUUAAGUAUUUACUAUAGUAUUUAUUCAAUGUAUAGAUAGAUUCAUAAUUCCAUUACAUUCGUAACACAUUGUUGAGACAAAAAAAAAACCCUAAGGUAUAUAAUUAAAAGUAUAAAUUGUUUGAUCUCAGCUUUUAGAAUUAUUCUUAUUUAGUCUUUGUGCCAAGUUGUGUGAUUUUAAGAAGUUAAGCAUUGUACAACUGAUGUUAAAAGAUGAAGUUGAAUUAUAUACUUACAUUUAAUAUUUCAUUUCUAGCCUUAUUGAAGAUGGUCAGUCUAUAAUUGUUAGCUUGUUUUUUUUUUCGAAUAAAACAAGUUGAUGUAUUGUCAUAGCCUUCGUAUCAUCAUUGUGCAGAAAUCUUCAAACUUGACCAUAACUCAAAUGUUUUGGAAGAUACUAACAUGAAACUUAAUACAAAUGUUCACGAUGAAAGUUUGCACCUUUUCUGUCCCAUGAUCAGCUGAGAAAAACAAGACGAGUGUCAACAUCCCCUAGUGGCGCUCUUCUUAUCAAAUGUGUUUAUCCGUAUAACCUUUCGAUUACAGAUUGUUAAGUGUUUUUGUUUUGUGUUGUGUCAUAAAAUGUACCUCAUUCCAUGUACCUUUAUGUAGAUAAUUUUUAAAUUAAUCACAAAUUUACAAUACACUUGUGCCAUCAUAUUUUAUGGCUAAAAAUAAAUUUUCCAAAAUUAAA
Molecule: messenger RNA, 5862 nt
Organism: Mya arenaria
Lineage: Eukaryota; Metazoa; Mollusca; Bivalvia; Myida; Myidae
Product: cyclin-dependent kinase-like 5
Exons: 20
Coding region: 456-3479 (1007 amino acids)
Biological process (GO): regulation of dendrite development; protein phosphorylation; positive regulation of axon extension
Cellular component (GO): dendrite cytoplasm; nucleus
Molecular function (GO): ATP binding; protein kinase activity
Source: RefSeq, a predicted model, not a curated record